AUGAUAGCUAAGACCACUGAACAGGUCAAGAAACUUCGAGAUGGGAUGCUUACUGCGCAAAGUCAUCAGAAGAGUUACGCCGAUCAGAGGCGGAGGCCCUUGGAAUUUGAGGAAGGAGACCAUGUUUUCCUUAAGGUUACUCUAACCACAGGAGUAGAUCCUGGAGAGAGUUGGACCGGUGGCGUAUCGGAUGGCUCUACCACCCCACCUUUCAAACCUGCACGACACAUUUCACGUGUCGCAGCAUCGAAGGAAACUCCUGAUGCUAGCCAUGUGUUAGAACUUGAAUAUGUUCAGUUAAAAGAAGAUUUGUCGCUUCUAGUGGCUCCGGUCAGAAGUGAUGAUACGAGUAUCAAAUGA
Arachis stenosperma is the source of this 360-nucleotide messenger RNA. RefSeq lists its product as uncharacterized. The transcript has 2 exons. Bases 1 to 360 code for a protein of 119 amino acids. The record is from RefSeq and is a predicted model, not a curated record. NCBI's taxonomy places the organism in Eukaryota, Viridiplantae, Streptophyta, Magnoliopsida, Fabales, Fabaceae.